Molecule: messenger RNA, 918 nt
Organism: Hyaena hyaena (striped hyena)
Lineage: Eukaryota; Metazoa; Chordata; Mammalia; Carnivora; Hyaenidae
Product: protein SET-like
Exons: 1
Coding region: 1-918 (305 amino acids)
Biological process (GO): nucleosome assembly
Cellular component (GO): nucleus; chromatin
Molecular function (GO): histone binding; chromatin binding
Source: RefSeq, a predicted model, not a curated record
AUGUGGGCGCCGCCGGCCAAACUCGGUAAAAAGCUCAACUCCGACGACAACGAAGCUGACGAUCCCUCAGAAAAAGAACAGCAAGAAGCAGUGGAACGUAUCGACGAAGUACAAAAUGAAAUCGACACACUUAAUGAGCAAGCCAGUGAGGAGAUUCUGAAAAUCGAACAGAAAUACAACAAACUCCGCCAGCCAUUUUUUCAGCAGAGGUCGGAAGCGAUCGCCAGAAUCCCCAAUUUCUGGGCGAUGACAUUUAUCAACCAUCCAGAAGUGUCUGCCCUGCUUGGGGAGGAAGAUGAAGAGGCGCUGCAUUAUCUGGCAAGAGUUGAGGUGACGGAAUCUGAAGAUAUCAAGUCAGGGUUCAGAAUCGAUUUCUAUUUUGACGAAAACCCUUACUUCGAAAAUAAAGUUCUCUCCAGAGAAUUUCGUCUGAGUGAGUACGGUGAGCCGUCCUCAGAGUUCACUGAAGUCAAAUGGAAACCUGGGAAGGAUCUGACGAAACGUCCAAGUCAAAUGCAGGAUAAAGGCGGCCGGAAGAGAAAGUAUGAGGAACCAGAGAGCUUUUUCACCUGGUUCACUGACCGUUCUGAUGCGGAUGCCGAUGUGUUAGGAGAGCUCAUCAAAGAGGAUAUCUGGCCAAAUCCACUGCAGUACUACUUGCUUUCUGAUUCGGAUGACGAAGAAGGGGAAGAAGAUGAUGACGAUGACGACGAUGAUGUCGAUAACAACCAGGAGGAAGGGGAAGAAGAGGAGGAAGGUGAAGAAGAGGAGGAGGAAGGUGAAGAAGAGGAGGAGGAAGGUGAAGAAGAUGAAGAGGAGGAAGGUGAAGAAGAUGAAGAGGAGGAAGAAGGAGACGACGAGGGGGAAGGAGACGACGAGGGGGAAGAAGGAGACGACGAGGGGGAAGAAGGUGACUAA